AUAUCCAACCAUCUUUUAUAUGCCACAAUAACACACAUAUCAUAUUUCAACCGAGAAUGGGAACCACUAGCCAAGAAACUCUACCUCAUCUUCAAGACAUGAAGGUGACAAUCCACAAAACAUCAAUGGUUUUUCCAUCAAAACAAACCGAGAACAAAUCCAUGUUUUUAUCAAACAUAGACAAGGUCCUCAAUUUCGAUGUAGAAAUGGUUCAAUUCUUCGAAGCCAACAAAGAUUUUCCUCCUCAAAUCGUGACCGAGAAGUUGAAAAAAGCUCUAGAAGAUACUCUAGUGGCUUAUGACUUCCUUGCUGGAAGAUUGAAGAAGAACUCUGAAACCAAUAGGUUGGAGAUAGAUUGCAAUUCAGAAGGUGUUGGCUUUGUUGUGGCUUCUAGUGAGUACAUGUUGGGUCAAAUUGGAGACUUGGCUUAUCCUAAUCAAGCUUUUGCACAAUUUGUUCAUAACACUAAAGAUUUUCUUAAGAUAGGUGAUAUACCACUAUGUGUUGUCCAGCUUACAUCCUUCAAGUGUGGUGGUUUCGCCAUUGGCUUCACAAGAAACCAUUUAGCCUUUGAUGGACAUAGCUUCAAAACAUUCUUGGACAAUCUUUCUUCAUUGGCUGCUAACAUACCACUGACCGUCACACCUUUCCAUGACAGACAACUCUUAGCCGCACGAUUUCCUCCACGUGUCAGCUUCCUCCACCCUGAGAUGGUCAAGUUCGAUAAUAUACCUUUUGCAACUGAACAUAGUGUCUUUAAAGCCUCCUCAGAAGAACUUGACUUUAAGGUUUUUCAUCUAGGCUCUAAACAUAUCAACAAUCUUAAGGAAAAAGCAAAGGAUAACGACAACAUUCAUGUCACCAGUUUUAAUGUCAUUAGUGCGCAUCUAUGGAGAUGCAAGACAUUAUCUGGCACAUAUGAUUCUAAUAAGUUAUCAACUAUAUUAUAUGCUGUUGAUAUACGGUCUAGAUUGAAUCCUCCAUUGCCGAAAGUUUAUACGGGGAAUGCGGUUUUAACUGCUUACGCUACAAUGAAGUGUGGGGAAUUAAAGGAAUGCGAAUUCUCAAAGUUGGUGGAGAUGGUUAGGGAAGGAUCAAGAAGAAUGAAUGAUGAGUAUGUGAAGUCAAUUGUUGAUUGGGGAGAGUUGUAUAAUGGUUUUCCAAAUGGGGAGAUUUUGGUGUCUUCGUGGUGGAGAUUAGGGUUUGAAAAAGUGGAGUAUCCAUGGGGAAAACUUAAGUAUUGUUGUCCAGUGGUGUAUCGUAGGAAGGAUAUUAUACUAUUAUUUCCUCAUUUUCAUGGAUCAAGUGAAGUUGGUGGUGAUGAUGGGGUGAAUAUUAUAGUGGCUCUUCCUCCUAAAGAAAUGGAAAAUUUUCAAAGACUCUUUUAUACGUUUUAAUUUGAUCUAUUUAUGAAUGUGUGAAAACUAAAUGUAUUUCCUUUAUGACAUGGUUAGUGGUAUACAUAAUAAAAAAUAAUCAGGUUGUAAUAAGUAAUGACAUAUUGAUGUGAUGCAUCAAUAGUUUAUUUAAUGCUUUAUGUGCUUGAUUUA
Messenger RNA from Vicia villosa (hairy vetch), 1550 nucleotides. Its product is annotated as acyltransferase GLAUCE-like. The coding region runs from base 57 to 1397 and encodes 446 amino acids. Lineage: Eukaryota; Viridiplantae; Streptophyta; Magnoliopsida; Fabales; Fabaceae. The record is from RefSeq and is a predicted model, not a curated record. The transcript has 2 exons. Gene Ontology annotation, molecular function: acyltransferase activity, transferring groups other than amino-acyl groups.